Molecule: messenger RNA, 3150 nt
Organism: Lagenorhynchus albirostris (white-beaked dolphin)
Lineage: Eukaryota; Metazoa; Chordata; Mammalia; Artiodactyla; Delphinidae
Gene: RNGTT
Product: RNA guanylyltransferase and 5'-phosphatase
Exons: 16
Coding region: 165-1955 (596 amino acids)
Biological process (GO): protein dephosphorylation; 7-methylguanosine mRNA capping
Molecular function (GO): ATP binding; protein tyrosine/serine/threonine phosphatase activity; mRNA 5'-triphosphate monophosphatase activity
Source: RefSeq, a predicted model, not a curated record
AGUGGCGCGACGGUGCUGACAUUACCGGGUCCGGGCUGUUGGGGUUCGGACACCGGCCGGGAUUCGGGUACCUCGACUUCGGGAGCAGAGCGGAGCGCGAGGAGGCGGCGGCGGCGGCGGCGCUGCGAGUUGGUGGAGGGGGCGGCUGUGCACGGCCCCAAGACAUGGCUCACAACAAGAUUCCCCCGCGGUGGCUAAACUGUCCGCGGCGCGGCCAGCCGGUGGCAGGAAGAUUUUUACCUCUGAAGACAAUGUUAGGACCAAGAUAUGACAGUCAAGUUGCUGAAGAAAAUCGGUUCCAUCCCAGUAUGCUUUCAAAUUAUCUGAAGAGUCUGAAGGUUAAAAUGGGCUUGUUGGUGGACCUGACAAAUACUUCAAGAUUCUAUGACAGAAAUGACAUAGAAAAAGAAGGAAUCAAAUAUAUAAAACUUCAGUGUAAAGGACAUGGCGAAUGCCCUACAACGGAGAAUACCGAGACAUUUAUUCGUCUAUGUGAGCGGUUUAAUGAAAGAAACCCGCCUGAACUUAUAGGUGUUCAUUGUACCCAUGGUUUCAAUCGCACUGGUUUCCUCAUAUGUGCCUUCUUGGUGGAGAAAAUGGAUUGGAGUAUUGAAGCAGCAGUUGCUACUUUUGCUCAAGCCAGACCACCAGGAAUUUAUAAGGGUGAUUAUUUGAAAGAACUUUUUCGUCGCUAUGGUGAUAUAGAGGAAGCACCACCCCCACCUCUAUUGCCAGAUUGGUGUUUUGAGGAUGAUGAAGACGAAGAUGAGGACGAGGAUGGAAAAAAGGAAUCAGAACCUGGGUCAAGUGCCUCCUUUGGCAAAAGGAGAAAAGAACGUUUAAAACUGGGUGCUAUUUUUUUGGAAGGCGUAACUGUUAAAGGUGUAACUCAAGUAACAACUCAACCAAAGUUAGGAGAGGUACAACAGAAGUGUCAUCAAUUCUGUGGCUGGGAAGGGUCUGGAUUCCCUGGAGCACAGCCUAUUUCCAUGGACAAGCAAAAUAUUAAACUUUUGGAGCAGAAGCCAUAUAAAGUAAGCUGGAAAGCAGAUGGUACGCGGUAUAUGAUGUUGAUUGAUGGCACAAAUGAAGUUUUUAUGAUUGAUAGAGAUAAUUCAGUGUUUCAUGUUUCAAAUCUGGAAUUUCCAUUUCGUAAAGAUCUCCGCAUGCAUUUAUCGAAUACUCUCCUAGAUGGGGAAAUGAUUAUUGACAGAGUAAAUGGACAGGCUGUUCCUAGAUACUUGAUAUACGACAUAAUUAAAUUCAAUGCACAGCCGGUUGGAGAUUGUGAUUUUAAUAUUCGUCUGCAGUGUAUAGAACGAGAAAUAAUAAAUCCUCGACAUGAAAAAAUGAAGACGGGGCUCAUUGACAAAACACAGGAACCAUUUAGAGUCAGAAAUAAGCCAUUUUUUGACAUCCAUGCUUCAAGAAAGCUACUUGAAGGAAACUUUGCCAAAGAAGUCAGCCAUGAAAUGGAUGGUCUCAUUUUCCAGCCCACUGGAAAAUAUAAACCUGGUCGAUGUGAUGAUAUUUUGAAAUGGAAGCCUCCCAGUUUGAAUUCUGUGGAUUUUCGCUUAAAGAUAACAAGAAUGGGAGGAGAAGGGUUACUUCCUCAGAAUGUUGGCCUUCUCUAUGUUGGAGGUUAUGAAAGACCCUUUGCACAAAUCAAGGUGACAAAAGAGCUAAAACAGUAUGACAACAAAAUUAUAGAAUGCAAAUUCGAGAACAACAGCUGGGUCUUUAUGAGACAGAGAACAGACAAAAGUUUCCCUAAUGCCUACAACACUGCCAUGGCCGUGUGCAACAGCAUCUCAAACCCUGUCACCAAGGAGAUGCUGUUUGAGUUCAUCAACAAAUGUGCGGCAGCUUCUCAAGGACAGAAGCGAAAGCAUCAUCAUCUGGACCCGGACACGGAGUUCAUGCCUCCGCCACCUCCCAAAAGACGUUUGAUUUAAAGACCUGCCUCUGACUUCAGGAUUGAGAGGAAAGAUGAGUGAGGAAAAGUGCUGUUGCCCCAUUUUCUUUGCGACCAGAGAAAUUCAAAACAGAGUGUGGCUUGAUGUUGAUAACACAUUUGACUUUAAAAAAAAGAAGAAGAAAGUACUGUAGCCAGCCUGUAAAUACUUGAUGCAUUUGUUUCCUCAGUGCUACAGUACAUCAUGGACUUAAACAUUUUGUUUAUAUCUGGUAAACUCAGCCUUACCUUGUGGAAUCUGAAGACUGAAAUAUCCAAAGGUUUAAAUGAGAUCGAAAUCAGUGAAAAAGAGGCCUUGUUUAUAUACGGAUAACUUCCACUUUAAUUUAUAAAGUUAGCAAUCUAGAACUGUGAGCGCCUAGAACACUGUAUUUUUUAGAAGUUGUAUUUCAACUAUGAUAGAUUUUCCUUUUAAAACAUUUAGACAAUGGCAUUAAAUAUUCUUGCUAUUAUUUAUCAUGGAUUUCCUACAUUUCUGAAAUUCUUGUAUUCAAAACCAAAUGACAAAGUUGUUAAAUAUUGUGCUAUAUUAAAGAACUUGGUCUGGCUUACAUCAUUUUAAGAAGUUGUUUUGGAAAUGGAAAAGUAAAAAAGUAAAGCUCCAAUUUUGUUAAUUUCAUCCUUUCUAAAGGAGGUAUAUUGAAUCUUUUCAUCGUCUCUUUCUGUUGUUUGAACUGCAGUAUCAGCUAUCCAAUGUAUCCACUCUGGCAGUGGUCCCGAGUUACUUCAUAGAACUUAGAGACAUACCACCCGGUCCUGUGUGUGUUGUUCUCCUGGGAGACUUUUGUUCUCUUUCUUUUUUUGGUUUUAACGCCAGGGCUACUUCUGCUGUACCUCAGUGGUAGCACAUUGUAAAUUACGUUAAAACACACAACUCACUGUGAUGAUGGGAGUGAUAUCAGAUACAGACAGUGUUGUAUUUGUUCCCUUGCACCAAACAGCAAAGGAAAUGGCAGCUGACUCCUUUAAUUAGAAGGUAAUGUCAGUGGAAGAGAAUGCUGUCACUAGAAAAUGCUCUCCCACUGCUUGAUAAAUGCAGAGGCAAAGACUAGACAUCUGUAGGAACUAAACAUCAAGGAAGCCAAGACAUUUAUUUUCAAAGCCAGAAUUCUCUCAUCUUCUAUUCUGGGAAUGCUAUUUCAGUUGUACAUCUGAAUUUAAAAAAACAAAAAACA